CAAGGUUUUGGCUCCAAACUAAUUGUGCCUUAUUUGUUUAGUGAACUAGCUAUUAAUUUCAUGUAUUUCAUCAAAUUGCUUUGUUAUAGAAAAGCUUAAAAUCUUCCCCAUCUCAAGUUGCUUUCUUAUAUCAUGAUAAGUAAUUUAAAUAUUUACUUUAUUUGUGUGAUGGUAAAAUUACGUGAAGACGAUAACACGAGGACUAUAACGUAAAUAUAUUCUUAACACCGCAUUGAUAUGGAAUGGAACAUGCAAUGCAACGGCUGUCACAACCAAUAAUUUAUUUUAUAUGAAUAAGGUUUGACCCAUGUGUAUCUAUCACCAAAACAAUGAUGAAUUGAAGAAUAGAAGAGUACUAUCGCUGAACUUACAAGAGGGGUAGUAGAUGCAUGAAAUUCCCACCCAAAAAAAAAAACAAAAUAUAAAAAUUAAAAUUAGCGCGUGAAAGAAAAUGCGUGGGGGCCCUGAUCCAAGUCUUUGGUAAACUUGAACUUGUAUAGGAAGAUCAGACCCAAAAAAAAAAAACAUAAACUUGUGUGGGAAGCUCAAAAUCUUUGGAUAUAUAUAUUAUAAAAUUCAUCAAACACUAGUAAAAAAAAGACCACUGCUCUGAGUUAGUGAGAGCUGGUUAGUGUUUAGUGUUUAUAAAUACAACUUCACGCUUAUUACUGCUUCCCAAAACAUCUGAAAAUCGCAGUGCCAAAGUCGAUAAGAAGAAGGAGAGAUGAGCAGCAUCAGCAGAACCACAAUGGAAGAAGGGGAUUCAGUGCCUGUGGUCCUACCUGGGUUCAGAUUCUAUCCCACUGAAGAGGUGCUGGUGGGCUACUACUUGAAGAAGAAGAUAGAGGGCAAGGCCUCUAACUUCAGCCACAUCAUCCCUGAAAUCGAUGUCUGCAAGCACGAGCCUUGUGAUGUUCCUGCGUUCUUUGAAGAGCCAGACUUUCCUGAUCAUGAGAUGGAAUGGUUCUUCUUCAGCCAACCUGAUUUUAAAUACACCAAUAGCACUCGCUGUAACAGGGCCACAGAUCAGGGCUUUUAUAAAAUCACAGGCAAGGUUCGUGAGAUCAAGGCACGACGAUCCAAAGCUGUGAUUGGUAAGAAGAGGACCUUGACUUUCUACGAAGGUCGUGCGCCGAAAGCCAAGAAGACCAACUGGAUCAUGCAUGAGUAUUAUCUCACCAACACUGAACUGGCCCAACUUGGUCCUAAUCCCAAUCAGCAGAAGGACUUUGUUCUCUGCCGCCUGAAGAAUAAGUCGGCUAAUUAUAAAAAGGUGAAGGCUGAUUCUGGUGGCUGCAUUGCCUCUAAUUCUGAAGAUGAUCAAGCUGCCGCAACCGAUAUGAUAUCAGAGCCAUUAGAACAUCUGGCAUCCCAAGAGGUAGGGGAUGUUCUGAAUGGUAAUGGUGACCAUGAUGAAUGCACCGAGUCUCCAAAUGGUACUGGUCUGAUAGACAACAAUGAUAUUUCAAGCUGUGAUGAUGAUGAAAUUGAUACCUGGAUUUUCUAUGAUUUUGAUAAUCAAGCUGCAUGUGAUCUGUUUCAAGAGCAGUAUUGUGCUGAGCCAGGAGAAAAUCUGGAUUCACUCCUUCCUCCACCACAGCCACCUCAGCCACCUCUGCCACCUCUGCCACAGGAUUGCUGCUCCUCCACACAGCAGUCACCAUUAUACACAAAUCAGGGAAAUGUUCCCUAUGUCUAUGAUGGUGACUGCAAUAGGCAGCAAUCUCCGAUUGGGGAUAGGAAUUCUUAUCUUACACAUAAGAAUAAUAUGUCAAUGAAUAAUCAAAUUGAACCAGUGAGCAACAUUACUUAUGGUGUUCAAAAUCGAGCUACAGGUGAAAGUAAUUCAGAGGUUAAUAAUAAUUCAACCAAUGAUUUCAAGGAACCAGUUAGCAACAUCACUUGUAACUUUAAUAAUGGUGCUCCAAAUGAAAGGAUUUCAAAGGCUUGUUCUCAGCCAAAAGAAAAUCUGGAAUCAUGUUUUGAUCCAUUUCAGCUACAGGAUUUCAUGCUGCUGUCACCAAUGAACUUGGAACUGGGAGAUUUUGAGCAUGACAAUAAACUUUAUUGGCAUGCAAUGAGUUGUAAUCUCUGAUCUGGAGGUUAUGACUCUUUUCCCUCAAAGUUCUUAUAUACAAUUAUUGUUGAUCAGGAAUAUUAUCCUGUGAAGAUACACUAAACACUAUUUUCAGUGACCCUAAUCUACCGGAGUCGUUGGGAAGAUUCUAUGAUAGCACUAGUGAAGUAAGAAGAAGUGAGGGAAAAAAAAACACCGAGUUAAUGUAUGGAUGGGUAGUACGUUUAAUCUACAUUAGCGGUACAAGAGAAACCACAAUAUAGCUAGUGAACCACAAUAUUUUACUUUUAGGAGAACAUCAAUAGGGGCCUUGUAUACCCCAAGAGGUAACAUCACCCUUGUCUACAUUUCUGGAACUGGAGGCUUUGGAAACUUAUUCAUAGUUGUGGACACAUAGACAUCUAUGUCCAGGACAAACGAAUCAGGUUAACUAAGUCUGUUCUUAGUCUUUUGGGACAUUGCUGUGUGUGACAGCAUUCCCAACUUUUGGAAACUUGAAGCUUGUAAGGUGAACUUGUUGGUCACCGAAAAUUGGCAAUGUUUGAAAUGCCAUCUGGAACUCUAUUCUCCUCCGGCGAGUCCAGACGAAAUAAUUUGGAGACCAUGUCUCUCUCCUGUCAACAGAACUACAAAUAUUCCCCAAAUCAAUUGUCUUCAAAUAGUGUACUCUCUUAAUCAAAGGUCACACACCAUACCUCUGUUCAUGUUCAUACAUGGGAGGUGCUGUGAGAAGAAUCCGACUGCAAAGCUGUAUCACAAGACAAGGUGAGAGAAUCAGCCUAAAACAUGAAGAGAAACCUUUCUGGCCUUCUCACUGUAAAUAAAAACUCUUUUAUUGAAGCUUUGAGGAGGCUAUUUGCUAUUUUACUCAAAUUAACGUGAUUUCUGUAACUCUGUUUACAGGUUAGAGAAGCUGCAGAGUAUUGCAUUGCUCUCCAUCUGAAAACCGAGUCCUGGAAGCAUACGGUUUGAAGCAAACAUCAACAGGGUUCUUUCAAGUUUGGAAGCAUCUCCUCGAAACCAUUAAUCAAGUCCCCAGUGGGACAUGGUAUAAUAUCUCGGUACGAAGUUAUAGCUCUAGCCUUGUACUCAGGCUUUCGUUCUGCUCUCUAUUGUUCUGGAAGUGGUAUUAUACAGGAUCUGCAGCUGCAUGGCUGCUGGAAUCUCAAUAUAUGUUACAAUAACCAGACACUAAUGUGAUGUCUGUGGUUAUUGGUAUGGAAGUUUCGAGGUUCCAUCCUUAAUGGAGUAGUAGUUACAAUCAUAGUAAAACUGUAUGAUUACGAUUGGUUUAAAACACCAAAGAACGUAUUCUUGUAAAUGUUGUUGAUUUUGUUUUUGUAAUUGGCCUGUAUCAACUGCUGCGGUCUACUGUAUCAGUGUUAAUAUUUGUUUAUUUAGAACCUUUCAGCGUUGAAUGGAAUUUUGUGUAUUA
Messenger RNA from Prunus persica (peach), 3512 nucleotides. Its product is annotated as protein NTM1-like 9. Lineage: Eukaryota; Viridiplantae; Streptophyta; Magnoliopsida; Rosales; Rosaceae. The transcript has 5 exons. Gene Ontology annotation, biological process: regulation of DNA-templated transcription. Gene Ontology annotation, molecular function: DNA binding. The record is from RefSeq and is a predicted model, not a curated record. The coding region runs from base 725 to 2095 and encodes 456 amino acids.